This is a messenger RNA of Haliotis rubra (blacklip abalone), 1782 nucleotides long. RefSeq lists its product as uncharacterized. The record is from RefSeq and is a predicted model, not a curated record. Gene Ontology annotation, cellular component: extracellular region. Gene Ontology annotation, biological process: carbohydrate metabolic process. Gene Ontology annotation, molecular function: chitin binding. NCBI's taxonomy places the organism in Eukaryota, Metazoa, Mollusca, Gastropoda, Lepetellida, Haliotidae.
AUGAUUCCUCAACUUGUCGUAGGAGCCUUGCUAGCAAGUUUUGCCUCAGCAGCAGUCAAGCUUGACAUUAAGUGUUCCGACCAUGGAGCCUUCAACUGCCACUCCUCGGACCCGGCAGCAUUCACCAGAUGCCUUGAUGGUCAGCUCUACGAGUUCUACUGCCCAGAUGGCCUCCACUUCAACACCCAAACCCAGACCUGUGACUGGCCGGAAUCCGCAGACUGCAGCUACAAAAUCGGAGGAGGUUCCAAAAAAGUAGAAAAAGUGGCCGAAUCUGCUUCUAAGCAGGGUGGAUCCGCAUCAAGCAGUUCAAGUGGCUCCAGUGGCUCCAGCGGUUCCAGCGGCUCCAGCGGUCACGGUGCUACCCCGCAUCCCUGGUGGAGACCAAAGAACGUUGAUCCUGCUUCAUGGGAAAGAACCGACAACCUCUUUGAGCUUCCAUUCGACAAGGACAGCAGCGACGGGGGAGAACACGCAUCUGGCAGUUCUGGAAGUUCUGGAAGCUCUGGCAACUCUGGUAGCUCCGGCAACUCUGGUAGCUCUGGCAACUCUGGUAGCUCUGGCAACUCUGGUAGCUCUGGUAGCUCUGGUAAUUCCGGUAAUUCCGGUAAUUCUGGCAGCUCGGGAAGUUCGGGUAGUUCCGGCAGCUCUAGUAACUCUGGUAAAUCGGGAAGUUCAGGAGAACACUCUCACGCUAAGGAACCCACUCACGACCACAAACCCGCACCCCAGCCGGAGAAACCUGUCCACAACCCCAUCAGCGCUUCUGCCGACAAGACCCACAGACCUGACCACAGCAGCGUGUCCAAGCCUGAAGGAGAAUGUGGCCCCCACAACUGCAAGCUCCCCAGCUGUUACUGCCCAGGCUCCAGCAUCCCUCACGGCCUCUCCCCCAAGAGCACCCCCCAGAUGGUCAUGAUCACUUUCGACGACGAGGUCUCCGCCGCCUACUACGGCUACUUCCAGCGUCUGUUCCGUCCCGGCAGAUACAACCCCAACGGUUGCCCUGUCCGUGGUUGUCUCUACGUGAGCGGCUCCGGCACUGACUACGACCUCGUGUAUCCUCUUUACGCCAUGGGUGUUGAGGUUGCCAGUCACACCUUGUCCCACAUUCCCCACACCUGGUGGUCCUCCGCCUCGUACAGAGAGUACUACGAUGAGGUCAUCGGCAUGAAGAGAGCUCUUACUGAGAAGGCUGGCGUUCCCCAGGAAAGCAUCAAGGGCUUCCGCGUCCCCUUCCUUCAGCUUGGCGGCGACAACAUGUACAAGACCCUUUACGAUGGUAAAUUCACUUACGACACUUCCAUGUUCACCGGGGCUGUCUGGGAGGGCGGUGAACCAGUCUGGCCCUUCACCCUUGACUUUGUCCCCGGACAGUACUACUGCCAGCACGGACCAUGCCCACAAGAUCAGUACCCUGGCCUCUGGGAGAUCCCUGUCCAGCGUUGGUAUGGAGUUGAUGGUCACUCUUGCGCUAUGCCCGACGGUUGCACUUCUACUGGUGAUGCUGAAGAAGCUCUGGAAUUCUUCCGAAGCAACUUCCUCCGUUAUUACAACUCUAACCGCGCACCUCUCGGCAUCUUCGUCCACGCCAGAUGGUUCCACACCGAACAUCACAUCGACGCCCUUGACCGCUUCAUCGACGAGCUGCUGCAGAUGGACGACGUGUACAUUGUUACACCUUCCCAGGUGAUUGAAUGGAUGAAGAACCCAACUCCAGUACAUUCAGUAGGCAGCUUUGGGCCCUGGUCAUGCGAAGGAGGAGUUGACAAGCGGAAGUAA